ACGUAGGUACCAAAACAUCUCACUCAACCAUCCAGUAUGCACAUGCCAAUGCUAGUCUCGCUGGCUGUCUAUUCACAAAUGAGCCACAAGUCUCAUAAAACACUCCCGCGCCUCUAUCAGCCUCCUCGUCGCGUACACACCCAGCACAUCCAGCUCCCCCUCAUCCACCAGAACCACACGCCCCGGCCGUCCCUCACCAUUAGCACCGGCCACACCUCGACCCAGCAUCAGCGGCACAGCGAUCCGCAUGUUGCCCGUCAGCUCAAGCAUGACUCGUGCCCUCUGCGUGUUGAUGGCCUGGAUGCCGCCAUACUUGAGGCCAAUGAGUCGGGCUGCUCGGAGAAGGCGUGCAGCGUCACGUACACGUCGACAGCAGACGUGCAGAAUCGGGCUCUCACAAUGGAACCUGAUGCGGUGAUGAACACAUGCCAGUUGACUCAUGUGCGCAUCUCCCUCCCUCCCUCCCUCCCUCCCUCCCUGCAGUCUGUGUGACAUUCAGCUGACCAUACUUCGAUGCACUCGUCUGGUGCCCUCGCCAUUGCACCUCUGAUGUCGUCGCCAGUGGCGCCCUCAUGCGAUGUGAACAGCCAGUGCUUGUCGCCCUUCUCCCGGGAUGCCGUCACCCCGAGCACCUGUAUCCGGCCUGCGCAGCUGCUGGUGGUGAACAUGUUGGGCCUGCUGUUGAUCUGCUGCAGCAGGGGGACGAUCUGCUCGUCCACUGAGCCCUUGCGGCUCUUGUCACCAUGGCCGACCUGCACAGAGAAGAGAACGAUUCAUGAUCCAGAUCUGCCCGAGCAGUGCUAUCACGUGCCAUUUGAUGUCUGUCUGUGACUCUGUGCCCCGUGCCUUCUCCAUUCCUUCCCAUAUACCUGAAGACGUAACAAGGCUUCGUUCUUCUGCUGCUGGAAUGAAUCCCGAGAGCUUCUUGCCGCCUCACGCACACUCUGCCCUACGCCGCUGACCCUCAGACGCAUCG
Messenger RNA from Vitrella brassicaformis, 976 nucleotides. Lineage: Eukaryota; Vitrellaceae. The record is from the annotation of a GenBank genome assembly.